CAAACAUACGAAACAUGACCCCAUACCCUAUAGAAACACACUCUCCACGCUCAUAUUAUACUUGUACGUCAGGAGUUCACUUGCAAGAGACCGAAAGGAACAAAUGGUAAUCCAGUCUUCAAUCGUGUUGCUUCAAGAAAGAUUCAGAAAACUUCAGAGAACGCGAGAGUUAAGAGCUGAGCGAGAGCUCCUUAACCCUAAACCUAACCACCAAGACAACAAAAUCUUACAAUAUUUCACCCAACCCGCGAGUUUUGAUUUCUUCCAGUUUCUACCUCUAAACUCUCAAACAUCCUCGUCACAGCAGCUCCUCUCCCUCUCCUUAUGCCCUAACUCCACCUCUGAUUCCAUUGUUAAGCCUAGCUUUUGUCAUCACUGGACAAAUAAUGACGACAAGACGAAGGUGGUUGGGACUGAUCGACACGACGACGUUGAUACGUCUCUGCGUCUCUAAAAUUCAUAAAAUUUCUCCUCCGCAUUUUUUUUUUAAAUUUAUAAAAAUGUAUAUAUAACCUUUUCUGGUCGGUAUGCUCUUAAGCUCGUUUAAGUAGUCUCGAAGGUGGUGAUGAUAUGUUCAAAUGCAAUCAUAUAUAGUAUUACAUGUUUCAGAGAUAAAUCUUGCGAUACAACGAUUGAUAGUAUCGGUGGCGGAUUUAGAAAAUAAUUUUAGCGGUGACCAUAAAUAAAUAAAAAUAUAUAUUAAAUUAAAUAUUAUUACAUAAAUAUUUAUAUAA
Messenger RNA from Raphanus sativus (radish), 734 nucleotides. RefSeq lists its product as uncharacterized. The transcript has a single exon. Lineage: Eukaryota; Viridiplantae; Streptophyta; Magnoliopsida; Brassicales; Brassicaceae. The coding region runs from base 104 to 454 and encodes 116 amino acids. The record is from RefSeq and is a predicted model, not a curated record.